Messenger RNA from Toxotes jaculatrix (banded archerfish), 2239 nucleotides. It is a transcript of the gene atg3, whose product is annotated as autophagy related 3. The transcript has 12 exons. Gene Ontology annotation, cellular component: cytoplasmic ubiquitin ligase complex; cytosol. Gene Ontology annotation, biological process: autophagy of mitochondrion; autophagosome assembly; nucleophagy. Gene Ontology annotation, molecular function: Atg8-family ligase activity. Lineage: Eukaryota; Metazoa; Chordata; Actinopteri; Toxotidae. The coding region runs from base 140 to 1093 and encodes 317 amino acids. The record is from RefSeq and is a predicted model, not a curated record.
CGUACGCAUCAUGUGAUUUGCUCUUUGCUGGAACUCAGUUUCAUUAGCUAUGUCCAAAUAAUUGAAUCGAUCAUUUUGAUUGGACUGUUUUCGGAGAAGCUCGCGUUUUUAUUUUAUCCACCGCGGUGGACACUACAAGAUGCAGAACGUCAUAAACACAGUGAAAGGCACGGCUCUCGGUGUGGCGGAGUUUCUCACACCAGUGUUGAAGGAAUCGAAAUUCAAAGAGACUGGAGUCAUUACACCAGAAGAGUUUGUAGCAGCUGGAGAUCAUUUGGUUCACCAUUGCCCCACAUGGAAAUGGGCCAGUGGGGAGGAAGUCAAGGUGAAGCCCUACUUGCCCCAGGAUAAACAGUUUCUCCUAACACGCAAUGUUCCCUGUUACAAGCGCUGUAAACAGAUGGAGUAUUCCGAUGAGCUGGAAGCCAUCAUAGAGGAGGAUGAUGGAGAUGGAGGCUGGGUGGACACUUACCACAACUCAGGCGUGUUAGGAGCCACAGAUGCUGUACGAGAAAUUUCACUGGACAAUAGUAAGGACAAGAAUAUGAAUGCCACGUCUGCGGCAUGUUGUGAUAAUGAGGAUGAUGAAGAGGAUGAUGAAGAUGGAGAAGCAGCAGAUAUGGAAGAAUACGAGGAAAGUGGCCUGCUGGAAACAGACGAGGCGACCCUGGACACCAGUAAAAUGGUAGAAACUAAAGCCAAAGCAGAGCCCGGGAGUGAAGAUGCCAUCCUUCAGACUAGAACAUAUGACCUGUACAUCACAUAUGAUAAAUACUACCAGACCCCUCGACUCUGGCUGUUCGGAUAUGAUGAAGACAGGCAACCGCUGACUGUGGAGCAGAUGUACGAGGACAUCAGCCAGGACCACGUGAAAAAGACGGUGACCAUCGAGAACCACCCCCACCUUCCUCCACCUGCCAUGUGCUCUGUCCAUCCCUGCAGACAUGCUGAAGUGAUGAAAAAGAUCAUUGAGACCGUGGCUGAAGGGGGAGGAGAGCUGGGCGUGCAUAUGUAUCUUCUGAUUUUCCUCAAGUUCGUUCAGGCCGUCAUCCCCACAAUAGAAUACGACUACACGAGACACUUCACCAUGUAACUCCGUCAGCGUACGGCUUCUGCCAAUGCCACACCUGCAACACGGGAAGGAUGUGAGAUCAAGUCUGGUCUGCUCUGAUUACAGUCUGUUUACGGAGUGUUUGCGUUACUCUGAGACACUUUGCGUGGGUGCAGGACAUGGGGAAUGUUCAAGAAAUACGAUGAAGCAGUCUGAGGUUUUGGGAAACUGGCUUGUUUUUCUGUGAAACCCAGAAUCAGAUAAGGAGAUCAACGUAAGUUAAAUCAGAUGGAUGUGUUUUGUCGUGUUUUCAGGUUGUAAAUUUUUAUUUAACUUGUAGAAAAAUGGAAAUGUAACAACAACACACUUGGAUAUAUUUUUAAGUAGCUUGCUAGUUGUUGAAUGACAAAGCUAACUAUGCUAACUACAUCCUGGAUAUAUAUCUGUACUCGACACACACAGAUGAAACUGAUAUCUAUCCUCCUCAUCUGACUCUGGGGAAGACUGCAGACAAGUCCCGCAUCCCAAAAGCUGGACUGCACCUCUGAUGUUUCUCUACAGGUUUUAUGUCGUGACCACAAUGUGGUGAACUCUCACUCUCAGUUCUUGUAAAGAAGAUUAUAAAACUCACCCCAUUCCACAGUGCUUCUCUGCCGUUUCAGAACAUGAAUUAUCCCUGGUUGCGCAAAGUGUCGGUUCCUUGAGUUUGCAGGAAUUAGAUGGGGCUCUGGAAAACAGCGUGUUUCACGUGCACACAUAGAAAACAGUUAUCUUUAAUUGAUGCCCUGCCUUCAAUAUGAGAAACACAGAACUUAAAGCUGCAUUAAGUGUUUUUUUUUUUAUGUUAGCAGACAGUUGCCUGCGAGCGUUAAUUUCCAUGUGUCCAAAUGAUGAAUGUAAGUCCAAUACUCACUUUCCUUUUUAGCUCUGGUUUUGUCUCCACCAACUCUUCAGCUGCUAAAUGCUCCACCACGUUCAUCAGCUGGUCUCUAUCCGUGUCUGUCUGCUGUUUGCUGCUGAGCAGGUAGUUUGCAGUGGGUCUUAUCUGGGAAAAAAAAAAAAAAAAAGAUACUGUGAGAGCAAUGAAACUGCACUGUCUUUAGUCAUCUGUUUCUACACAUCAGAUUCCUGUACAACUACAAGUAAUAUUUAAAAAAAAAAAAAAUUCAAAUCUCGUGGAUUGUGGAA